AUGGCAGGUUGCUUGCUCGGUGGAGGAACGAUGGUCAACGCUUUGAUGUUUGUCCCACCUCAAGAUGCGGACUUCAACGACAAAUGGCCAAUGGGAUGGAAGUGGAGUGAGGUUGGUGCUUCCGCUGCCAGACUUUACGAGCGUAAUCCUGGAACUACCUUGGCUUCUGAAGACCGACAACGCUAUGACCAAAGUGCUUUCACCGUCUUUUCAUCAUUAUUCAAGACCAUGGGUUGGUCUCAAGUUGAUGCUAUCAAGGAGCCCAACCGUAAGACUGCAGUCUACAGCUAUCCUCCAUGGGAUAUCCAAGAUGGUUUGCGUGCUGGGCCAGUCAAAUCAUACCUCCCUCUCGCUAAUGCACUAUCCAAUUUCGAGUUGAUCCUGAAAACCAAGGUCGUACGUGUUGUUCGUUCCGGUUCUACUGCCACUGGUGUUGAAGUCGAGACUUCUACAGGAGCUCGUCAGAUCAUCAACUUGAAAGCUGGUGGCCACGUCGUCCUCGCAUCCGGGUCCAUGUCCAGUCCACGUAUCCUGUAUAACAGCGGCAUCGGCCCAACCGACCAACUCAGCACAGUUCAAUCCGGGUCUGCAUGCGUCACUCUUCCAGACGAAGCUGACUGGAUCAAUCUUCCAGUCGGACAGAAUCUCAAGGUCACCCAAUAUUCACGUUGA
Molecule: messenger RNA, 672 nt
Organism: Cadophora gregata
Lineage: Eukaryota; Fungi; Ascomycota; Leotiomycetes; Helotiales; Ploettnerulaceae
Exons: 2
Coding region: 1-672 (223 amino acids)
Molecular function (GO): flavin adenine dinucleotide binding; oxidoreductase activity, acting on CH-OH group of donors
Source: RefSeq, a predicted model, not a curated record